AUGUUUGGGGCUCGGUCCCGCAAGCGGAAGGUCUCCGAGCAAGUCGUUCCGGGCACUAUUGAAGAUCCUGCAAUCGUCGCAAGACGGGCCCCUAUGGGCAGUGCCUUCUCGCCCGAGGUUGCAAACCUGUUCGAUAACCCAGAUUAUCCUAUCCCCAACUUUCAGCAGGUUUACGAUCUUAUGCGACUUCCUGAUAAAGGUCUGAAACUCGAGGAUCGUCGAUGGCGAAUCGUCUCAUAUUCCAAAUGUUUCGUUGGAAGCGAGGCUGUCGAAUGGAUGAUCGAUAACCUCGGUCUCGACCGUCCUACCGCCGUCUCCACUGGCCAGCGUCUAAUGGACGCAGGCAUCAUGCAUCAUGUCACUCAUUCCGAGCCAUUUUGUGAUGGAUACUAUUUUUACCGGUUUCAAGAAGACGAGGAAUCAAACGUCCUCAACAUGAAGCGAGUCUGGGACAGUGCUAUCCCAACAGCUCGGGCUGUAGAUGUAUCCAAGAACCUGCUCACCCGUUUGGCUCUCUUGUGUGAAGAACAUCGGAAAGGCAUUCUGGCUGGAAAAGAACUUUCCAAAACAUCCUCUUCCCCUACAGAUGCAUCACAAUCUACACCCGUCUUGAAAGGCCCUCCCACGCCAUCUUUUAUCCAGCAUACCUCCACUGCAGCUGCCGCCGCCGCUGCUAUAUCCCCCUCUCUAGCUCGAUCAUUUUCGACUCCCCUAGCCUCCGCCGCGCUAUCAUUGACCUCAGGGCAGGCCGUCACUCCGCCAUUACUCGGCCCAAAUCGUUCCUCUUCGUUUACUGCUGCGCCAUCAUACACCAUGAGUGAUGAUGUCGACUACACGGCGUUGGCGAAAAGCGAGUCAUUCCGGCAAUACACUCUCAUGGCAGCAGAACUGCAACGCGUUCAGUUGGUCGCCUUAAAUCAAGAGGAACGCAUCGCCUUCUUCGUCAAUUGUUACAACCUGCUUUGCUUGCAUGGAUACGUUUCGCACGGCCCGCCCACGAAUUUUGUGCGAAGAUACAUGUUCUUUCGCGGGCUAUCGUACCGUAUCGCAGGUCUUGAUAUGACACUGGAUGAUAUUGAGCAUGGUAUCCUUCGCGGAAACAAAAAGCCCCCAAUGAUCAAGUGGAUGCAGCAGCUGCGACCUUCAGAUCCGAAGUGUCAGCAUGUGAUCACCAAGAGGGAUGGAAGGAUUCAUUUUGUAAUUUCUGCCGGAACGCGAUCUGACCCUCCAGUACGUAUCCUCGAUGGCGACAAUCUACAAGAAGAACUCUAUGAGGCGACGAUUGAGUUUUUGAGUUGCUCAGUAAAGGUGGACAUAGAAAAACGAGAGGUCACGCUGCCGAGAAUAUUUCUUUGGUAUGCAGAAGACUUCCCAACCCCAGAAAAGAACCUACUGCUCUGGGUUGCAAGAUACCUUCCAGCAGAAACCUCUCAUCAACUUGUAUCGCUUGUUUCGGGAUCAGAAGCUCUCCCAAUGAUUGUUCACGAGAACUUUGACUGGUGUAAUGCAGAGGCUCGUUUCAACGCCUCUGUCGUUCGAAAGAAGAGACGACGGCUUGAACGGGAAAAACUUGACGCCGAGCAAGGUGCGCUACGGAGGAGUAGUGAUAACUUGACCCCAUUCCUUUCGCCGGAUCUAUUUCACGCUCAACCCCCUCAAGAUCUAGACGCAAUUCUUGCUGCAUCCAGUGGGAUGCCACUUCCAGUCACUAAUUCUGGGCGCGUUCGACCGGACUUAGCAGCUCUUCUAGCCUCCAGUAGUGUGAACUUACCAUCACCGGCAGAGGUUCGGUCUGAGUCUGCUGAUCAAUGCAACGCGUCAAAGACGAACGGGACUAGUACAGUCGAAGAAGAACAGUCUAAAGACAGGUGA
Messenger RNA from Chondrus crispus (carragheen), 1872 nucleotides. RefSeq lists its product as hypothetical. Bases 1 to 1872 code for a protein of 623 amino acids. NCBI's taxonomy places the organism in Eukaryota, Rhodophyta, Florideophyceae, Gigartinales, Gigartinaceae. The transcript has a single exon. The record is from RefSeq and is a predicted model, not a curated record. Gene Ontology annotation, biological process: intracellular signal transduction.